AUGUGGACAAAAGACAAACGCCCUUUCCGAAGGAGCGUGAGGUGUUAUGCUUUCUUUGCAGUUCCCCUCCGCAAAACGCCCACAUGCAAACACACACGCGUAUCCCUCUCUCCUGUCCUGGGUCAGAGUGAGGCCUGUUCAGAAAUGCUUUGGGAAGUUAGUGCUGAGUUUCCAGGAACGCGGUUGCUUAAGUUUUUUUGGUUUUCUGAGGUAACAAGCCCCCGGCACAGGCUGCGUGAGGGCAGCGGCUUCUCCUGCCAGCAAUGUGUUUCUCACAAGGAGGCAAAGGACUGGAUAACAGCCUUUGGUCAGCCAACAGAUGUUAAUAACCUUAUUUAA
Molecule: messenger RNA, 339 nt
Organism: Podarcis lilfordi (Lilford's wall lizard)
Lineage: Eukaryota; Metazoa; Chordata; Lepidosauria; Squamata; Lacertidae
Source: the annotation of a GenBank genome assembly